UAGAUAACUAUACUGCGUUUACUGUGUGAAUAGAAACGCCGUCGUCUUAUCAUCAGCAUUCAUUUGUAUGGAUGUCGGAUCCGAUGACUCAGAUGUGGAGAUAGUAUCAGUCAAGAGCCAUCGAAAGCAAACGCAAAAAGGCGAAAGUUACCAAUGCAAGCUUAACUUUCAAGGAACCAGUUGCGAUAAUUGUAAGCAUUUACAAACUGAAAAGCUUUUAGAGCUAAGUUGUGGACACAACCUUUGUAAAAGUUGUUGUUUACGAGCUUUGGCAGAUGACUCGGGUAACUUGCUGAAUAACUUCAAUUGUCCUUUGCAGUUGUGUUUACAGAAAUUGGCGACUCGAGAUUGCCUCAAACUCUUUAUUCAUUUGUUCAGCUUGGGUGAACACAAGACUUGGUUGCAGUACUGGGAUGAAGAAAUAGAGAAAUUAGGCAAGCUUGAAAAAAGAGACAGCAGAAGCGGUCUGGUUUCGUUAUCUUCUAAUUUGACUAUUUCACAACCAAAAUUAUGUUAUUGUGGUUAUUCUGUUGACGCUUGUGCAGUAGAAUGGAGUGCAGAACCCAGUACACUUCUUUCUUUAGCAAGAUUUCACUGUGGGCUAGCCAGAAUUUUAAGUAUUAAUCUCCAAAUUGAGAGAAUAACAACUACUCUUAGAAAGAAAGUGCCAAGGCUAAUAUUGCAGAAAGAUUCCGCAUUCACAAGCAAGAAAUCAUUGCGUUGUUCAAAGCGCAUCACAAGAUAUUAUUCUUCAGGAGUUGGUUUUGGUGGAAGUAGUCAUGAAAAGUUUUCAGAGAACGAAAGUCAUAAAAGAAAGUCUGACUAUGAUGAUUCCUUGAUAUCUUCUGUUUUCGACUGUUUAGUAAUAGUGCUCGAUCGAAGACUAGGACCAUAUCCUCUGUUUCUUUGGUCCUUUUUACAUCAUAGUGUUUUGUCGCAAAUUGUUGCCAAUCUUUUGAGAAAUAAUUCAGUUUAUGAUGUUUGUUCUCGAAUGGAUUUGUAUAUGAGCCUAUUUUACUUUCUAAGACUGCUUGCUGAGGAUUUCACUCUGCAGUUGUUUCUCUUCAUCCCUAUUUCUUGUACGUAUGACUAUAAUGGAUCGGAGAAAGAGUCCGCAAAUGUGUGCUUGGCAGAACUGUUGGGAGAGUUUGAGAGAAGUGUUUAUUUUCUGCAAAAAUCAACUUUGAACGUCAAUUUAGACAUUCCUCGCGCUGAAAUAUUCCUCAUCAAUAUGGUUGCUGAGACUUGUGCUCGAGUACGAGGCAUAAAAACUUUAUAUGAACGUUUUAUGAAUAAUGUGCAAGACAGGACCGAAGUAUCCAUUCCAAAGUCUGAAAGAAGUGAUAAGGAUUUGUCACUGGAGUAUUGUAAUCGUCUAAAAGAUUUGCAGUUCCAGACUUUGGAAGGUCUUUCACGGGUUCAUUCAAUUACAAACAAGAGCAAUAUGCGUAAAGAAUGGAAUGCUAGCAAAGGUCGUACAUUUCGUCUCGCCAAAGAAAUUUCAAGUCUCAGAAAUGAUCUUCCACUUUUUUAUGGUUCAAGUAUUAUCGUCCGUGUAGAUGAAGAAAAUUUUGAUGUUUUCCGAGUACUUAUUUUUGGACCUGAAGGUACUCCUUAUGCAAAUGGAGCGUUUUUCUUUGACUUUUUAUUACCAAUAGAAUAUCCUGAGAAGCCUCCUGUAGGACGCUUUUUGAAUACAAGACGUGGAGAAAUUCGUUGCAAUCCUAAUCUAUACAAUUGUGGCAAGAUUUGUCUUUCUCUACUUGGCACAUGGCCAGGUCCAAGCUGGUCAAGUCAAUGUACUCUAUUACAGGUUUUAGUGUCCAUUCAGAGUUUCAUUUUUGUUGGAGAACCUUAUUUUAACGAACCUGGCUUUGAAGAGUUUCAAUCCACUAUUAGAGGAAAGAGAAAAUCCAGAACAUAUAAUUUAUAUGUCGAAGAUUAUACUGUCAAAUAUGCCAUGUUGGAUGUUCUUAAGAAACCCUACAAAGGCUUUGAGCAAGUAUUGAAGGAACAUUUUAGAUUGAAACAAAGACAAGUUAUCCGGCAAGUGGAAGAAUGGCAACAGAAAGCUAACGAAAGGACAAUGAGUCCAAGUCAUGACAAUGUCUUUUCCGAGUUUACGGAUUCCUCCUCCGUGAGUAGAAUUACUUGUGGAGUUCAAAUGGAUACUUUGAAAAAACUAAAAGAGACAUUGGAGCAACUGUAAUAGUAUUAUUACUAUCAUUGACGUCCAAGCUGUAGAGGAAAAUGUACAGAGAGAUAGGUGACUGAUUGGAUAUAUCAUUCUGUCAACACGAUUUUUUAGAUUAGCCACAAAUUGUUUUCCAUCUU
Messenger RNA from Galdieria sulphuraria, 2334 nucleotides. Its product is annotated as ubiquitin-conjugating enzyme family protein. The record is from RefSeq and is a predicted model, not a curated record. The coding region runs from base 68 to 2209 and encodes 713 amino acids. Lineage: Eukaryota; Rhodophyta; Bangiophyceae; Galdieriales; Galdieriaceae. The transcript is spliced from 5 exons. Gene Ontology annotation, molecular function: ubiquitin conjugating enzyme activity.